Molecule: messenger RNA, 1146 nt
Organism: Octopus sinensis (East Asian common octopus)
Lineage: Eukaryota; Metazoa; Mollusca; Cephalopoda; Octopoda; Octopodidae
Product: active breakpoint cluster region-related protein-like
Exons: 10
Coding region: 1-1110 (369 amino acids)
Biological process (GO): positive regulation of GTPase activity; signal transduction
Cellular component (GO): membrane
Molecular function (GO): GTPase activator activity
Source: RefSeq, a predicted model, not a curated record
AUGAAAAGAAAAUCCCAGCACGAGAUGUUCGAUAAUCCGCUGAAUAUCCAUGAGGGGACCCUCGAUGUCCAUGUGCAUCAAAUAAAGGGAGUUAUAGCAGACACAGCCGAGGUAUUUUUAACCUUGCAAGUCGACUACUUGGGCGGAUUUUUCACCAGAGUUUUCACAAGUGACAUCGCAAAAAUGAACAAAGACCUAAUUUUUGAUCAGAAGUUUGAACUAUCAUUGAAUUGUUCUCAAACGUUGAGGAUCAACGCCUACAAACGUAUCCCAAGCACGUUCCAGGAUUUCCAGUUUUUCGCUAUGGGUACAUUCGAACUCCAAAGACCAACUAUCGGCGAUCAAUACUGCUUGGUUACCGUCCCGUUGAUACCAGCCGAUUCAAGACUACACCUGAUCAUGUCAGUGCGACUUUACUCUCACGAAUUCACAGAGAAUAAGUGGACUGUGUUGGAUUCCGCUAACGACGAUGUUCUACGUCUGUGGCGCAUGCGUGGAAAAGUGUUCGGCCAAUGCAUAAAGGAUGUUUUGAAGCGUGAAGAGCGAAAGAUUCCCCUGAUUGUAACGAGCUGUAUUAAAGAAAUAGAAGAAAGAGGUUUGGACUCGUCAUUUAUUUACGUAAUGCGUGGAGAUGACACAAGGGUGAAUGAUCUAGUUGCCGUCUUUGAUAUAUGUAGCUUUACAGCAUCUUAUUACAUCAAACAGGCAAGAUACACACCUUACGACAUAGCAGAAGUACUGACGCGUUACCUGAGGUCUCUACCGCAUUCUAUUCUACUGUGUCCAAAUAAUUACCUGCCUGUGUUCACUUUAGAGGAUACUACUGUGAAGGUGCGGAUGGUUGCCUUUCUCUUGACGAAUAUCCCGGAACCUGGUCGCUCGGUGUUUUCUUAUUUAUUGGAUCACAUGGCAAAAGUGUGUCUGAACGAACCGAGAAACCGAGUGACGCCCACCAUAAUGGGUGGCAUAUUUAGCCCUGUAAUCCUCGACUCAGAUGUGACGUUAACUCUCGAGGAGUACAUGAGAAAACGGAAUCAUUUCGCCAGCAUCUUGAAAUGUAUGAUAGAACUCAAACUGCAAGGCUAUAAACUUGAUAAUACUCAAACAUGAAUAACAACAACAACAACAACAACAACAAUAAUAAUA